Messenger RNA from Osmerus eperlanus (European smelt), 3853 nucleotides. It is a transcript of the gene lrrc4ba, whose product is annotated as leucine rich repeat containing 4Ba. Gene Ontology annotation, cellular component: plasma membrane; glutamatergic synapse; postsynaptic density membrane. The record is from RefSeq and is a predicted model, not a curated record. The coding region runs from base 808 to 3012 and encodes 734 amino acids. Lineage: Eukaryota; Metazoa; Chordata; Actinopteri; Osmeriformes; Osmeridae. Gene Ontology annotation, biological process: regulation of postsynaptic density assembly; regulation of presynapse assembly; synaptic membrane adhesion. The transcript has 4 exons. Gene Ontology annotation, molecular function: signaling receptor binding.
GCACACGCACACACCAGUGUCAAAACAGUCCAUUCGGUCUGCACACCCACAACCUGUAGAAUAGAAAACACACGGAUACACACACACACACACGAUUGGAAAGUCUGCAGAAGACCACAGUCUCUCGAGGACUGCAUGUUUCGAACCGCUUCUGUGUCGAGCGACGUGAAGCCAGACCAGGGGCUAAUGCGUUCGUCACUGAACCAGAGAGAAUGUAUCGAACGACGUGUCUUGUGUGAUCUCGCUGUGUGUCAGGCGACAAAUGUGUUAAAAAAAACCUCACUAUUACGCAAAUGAGCUUUGAUGAAGUGAGCUCGCCUUUAGAAAGACUACGUUCUCAGGUCCGGGAAGGCUGAAGCGUAUUGCGCAUCAAAGUGGGAUCCGCGAGGAGGUGGACCUAGCCUAUCUUCCAAGCAGGGUGUGGACUGGGCUACGCUCCAGGCCGGGCCCCAGACCCCAGUGUGGAGUGAUGAAGCCAGCCCCGUCCUGGAGCUGCAGAGCUGGGCCGCGCACCGCGAGGAGAGCAGCCCCCGCCGACGCCACGGAGACGGGCAAGAUGUAACUCGUGGAUUUUCCAACAACUGGAAAAAAAGGAACAGCAUCUGUUAAUCCCUGAACAAAAAACAACAACUACUAACAAACUAACAAGGAUUAAAACCCAGCGAAGCUCUUCAGAACAUGAGCCACUGACCCGGCGCUGCUGAGGAUGGAGAUCGUCUGAGAGAGCAACUCUCCUUCCACUCGCCUGGAACCAUCUAGAAGCCCCCCCCUCUCCUGGAGCGACGCACGGGACAUGUCCCAGUUGCCAUGCGCAUCGCCACGGUGACCAGCCUUCCCUGCCCCUCCCCCCUCCUCCUAUUGGCUCAGCUGCUCCUCUGGCUCCUCCUCCUCAACCCUGAGGGCAUGGAGGCGGCCUCGCCCUGCCCCGGUCACUGCACCUGCUCCAACCAGGCCAGCAGGGUCAUCUGCACCAGACAGAACCUGGACCAGGUGCCCGAGAGCAUCUCCAUCAACACACGAUACCUCAACCUGCAGGAGAACUCCAUCCAGGUCAUCAAGUCGGACACCUUCAAGCACCUGCGACACCUGGAGAUCCUGCAGCUGUCCAAGAACCACAUCCGGCAGAUCGAGGUGGGGGCGUUCAAUGGCCUCCCCAACCUCAACACCCUGGAGCUGUUCGACAACCGCCUCACCAUGGUCCCCACGCAGGCCUUCGAGUACCUCAGCAAGCUAAGGGAGCUAUGGCUACGGAACAACCCCAUCGAGACGCUGCCGGGCUACGCCUUCAACCGCGUUCCCUCGCUGCGGCGCCUGGACCUGGGCGAGCUCCGGAAGCUCAGCUUCAUCUCCGAGGCGGCCUUCGUGGGGCUGCUCAACCUGCGCUACCUGAACCUGGGCAUGUGCGGGCUGAAGGACAUCCCUCACCUCACCGCCCUGGUGCGCCUGGAGGAGCUGGAGCUGUCGGGGAACCGCCUGGAGAUCAUCCGCCCCGGCUCCUUCCAGGGCCUGGUGUCGCUGCGCAAGCUGUGGCUCAUGCACUCGCAGGUGUCCGUCAUUGAGCGCAACGCCUUUGACGACCUGAAGAACCUGGAGGAGCUCAACCUGUCCCACAACUCCCUGCACUCGCUGCCUCAUGACCUGUUCACCCCGCUGCACCUCCUGGAGAGGGUCCACCUCAACCACAACCCCUGGGUGUGCAACUGCGACGUGCUGUGGCUCAGCUGGUGGCUGAAGGAGACGGUGCCCAGCAACACCACCUGCUGCGCCCGCUGCCACGCCCCGCCGGGCCUGAAGGGGAAGUACAUCGGCGAGCUGGACCAGAGCCACUUCACCUGCUACGCCCCGGUCAUCGUGGAGCCGCCCACCGACCUCAACGUGACCGAGGGCAUGGCGGCUGAGCUGAAGUGCCGCACGGGGACGUCCAUGACGUCGGUGAACUGGAUCACGCCCAACGGCACCCUGAUGACGCACGGCUCGUACCGGGUCCGGAUCUCCGUCCUGCACGACGGCACGCUCAACUUCACCAACGUCACGCUGCGCGACACGGGCCAGUACACCUGCAUGGUGACCAACUCGGCCGGCAACACCACGGCCACCGCUGUGCUGAACGUCACCGCCGCCGACGUCAGCGUCAACUACACCUACUUCACCACCGUCACCGUGGAGACCUCCGAGUCCACGGGGGAGGAGGAUUCGGCGCUGAGGGCCAUCAACGCCACCUUCAUCCGCAUCCCCGCCCCCACCCCCUCCGGGCACCUGUGGCAGGGGGGCCUCCCCACCACCGCCUCCUCCCUGGCGGGGGGCUGGUCGCCCGCCUCCCCCCGGGCCACCAGGCCCACCUUCACCGUGUCCGUCACCGAGCCGGGGUACUCCGGCCUGGACGACGUGAUGAAGACCACCAAGAUCAUCAUCGGCUGCUUCGUGGCCAUCACCUUCAUGGCGGCGGUAAUGCUGGUGGUCUUCUACAAGCUGCGCAAGCAGCACCAGCUGCACAAGCACCACGGGCCUGCCCGCGCCAUCGAGAUCAUCAACGUGGAGGACGAGCUGGGGGGCGGGGGGCGCGGCGGCGGGGGCGGCGGGGGCCUCUCAGGGGGCUCCAGCGUGCAGCAGGGGGGCGGGGGGGUGGGAGGGGGGCAGAGCAUGAGGCUGCACCACCCUGAGAUCGUCAACCUGCCCAACCUGGCGCGGGCGGAGCACCUCAAUCACUACUACAAGGCCCACCACUUCAACAAUAACAUCAUGGGCCUGGGUCUGGGCUCUGGCCUGGGCCUCAACAACAACAACAACCCCUCGCCCUGCUCCCUGGGGCCGAGCACGCCCCUCUCCUGCUCUCAGGGACCCCCCUCCGCCGGCGGGGCCACGCCCACGGCCGGCUCCCUGCCCUCCCCUGUCCCCCUGCCCCAGACAGGUCUUCACAGCUCCCUGAAGGGCCUGAUGGGGAAGAACCCUCAGAUCCAGCCGCUGCUUUUCAAAAACGGCUCAAAGGAGAACGUGCAAGAGACUCAGAUCUGAGAGAGACCGAGAGAGAUGGGGGUUUGUUUAGAAGGAGAGGGAGAUAGAGAGAGAGAGGUUUGUUUAGAAGGAGAGGGAGAUACAGAGAACAAGAGAGAGAGGUUUGUUUAGAGGGAGAGGGAGAUAGAAUGAGAUGAGGCUGUACUGUCCUCCUGGCCAGAUGUGUGAUUGGAAAGGUGCUGUCUUGGUGAUGUCAGCAGCAGUGAGAAACUGAGGAGGCACCAGAGAGACAGGAGAAAGUGUCAGACCUCAACAGCAUCUGCUCAGCACCCUGCGCUAGCAUCCUCCCAGACGUCACCUGGCACACACACUCACACACACGCCCACACACACACACACGCCCACAGACAAACCACAUACUGUACUAACACAUCACAUCGUAUUUUGAGAUUGACUGCUUCACGUGCCAAAUCCUCCUCAGAUCUGUGGCAAAGUCCAAAAGCUCUUUCAACAGUAUUGACAUCAACAGCCACAAUCAGCUGCAAGGUACGAACACAUACAGACUGUCAGGCUCACUUUGUUUACUCAGCUUACACAGCUCUCCUCGUAUAAUUAGCUGACACGAUCAAGAAUCAAUAUGUACAGUAUGUAUAAAUAGAAGGAAAUCGGAAGAGCUCUUUUGAUGUAGUCAGGGUUGAAGACAAGUCCUGAAGUACUGCAGGGAUGAUGCUACCAGUACUGCUACGACAGCACUACUAAUACUACUGCUCCAGUACUACUAAUACUACUGCUACUACAGUACUACUAAUACUACUGCUGUUCUGCUGCUGCUGUGAAGGCUUGCUCAUCAGAACAGAACAGGGAACCGAAGCCACUGUUGAGCAGAACUCAGCGCUGUGUC